Messenger RNA from Haliotis rufescens (red abalone), 486 nucleotides. Its product is annotated as cytochrome c oxidase subunit 6C-like. The coding region runs from base 109 to 357 and encodes 82 amino acids. The record is from RefSeq and is a predicted model, not a curated record. The transcript has 4 exons. Lineage: Eukaryota; Metazoa; Mollusca; Gastropoda; Lepetellida; Haliotidae.
CUAUAAUGGUUAUAACCGGAGUUACGUCCCUUCUAAAGUCACGUGAUCAGCGGCCAUUGACGAUAACAUUUUGUUUGUGAAGGUCAAUCACGUUUCUUCGCAUACAGGAUGUCUGCAGUGCCUCAACUCCGCAACCUUCUGAGGACAAAGGUGAAGAAGGACCUGGGCAUUGGGAUUGCUCUUGCUAUAGUUGCAACUGCUGUCUACAAAGUUACCAUAAACGAUGUCAGAAUUAAGAAGUAUGAAGAAUUCCACAGGACCUAUGACGCAAAGGCCCACUACCAGAGAAUGAUCAAGGCCGGAGUGUUCCAGUCAAUACGACCUGACGGAAGUGUGACAGCUGAAGACUGGAAAUAGAAUUAUACAGGAUAACUGGACAUAUGUAGUGUGAACAAUUGGUACAAGUGUGUGAGUCACUCCGGAAAAGCAGAGAGCUUGCUGUUUUGUUGUUUAAAAAGAUAAAUUAAAUCGUAUCGACUAGAAAAA